Messenger RNA from Thyridium curvatum, 657 nucleotides. RefSeq lists its product as uncharacterized. The record is from RefSeq and is a predicted model, not a curated record. Gene Ontology annotation, molecular function: RNA binding. Gene Ontology annotation, cellular component: nucleolus. Lineage: Eukaryota; Fungi; Ascomycota; Sordariomycetes; Thyridiales; Thyridiaceae. The coding region runs from base 1 to 657 and encodes 218 amino acids. The transcript has 2 exons.
AUGUUCAAGCAACCGAGAGCCAAGAAGAGCCUCCUUCCUCCACCAAACAAGAAGAGGAAGGUAGCCCACAACAUAGAAGAAAUCUCCUUCGACCGCGAUGCUCGCGCCGAGUACCUCACUGGGUUCCACAAGCGCAAGGUGCAGAGGCAAAAACAUGCGCAAGAGAUUGCCGCCGAGAAGGCGAGGCAGGAGAGGAUAGAGAUGCGGAAACAGCUCAGAGAGGAGCGGCAACAGGCUAUGGAAGAGCAUGUGAAGCAGGUUCAGGACUUGCUGAAGCAGGCAGAGCAGGCAGGCCAGGACGACGACGGGGACUCAGAAGAUGGCACAGAGGACGAGGCAUGGGACGGCUUUGAGGACAGCCCAGCGCUCGAGCCUGUUGAUCAACAACAGGAAUACAUUGAUGAAGACUUGUACACGACAGUUACUGUGGAGUCGGUCAGUGUAGAUCGUGAGGGUCUACACAAACCAUUGGAAGAAGCGGAAAGACGGGAAAGGGAAGCACAGAGCAAGAAAGCCAUGGAGGAAGGUGACGCCGCCAACAAGGACAAAAAGGAGCGGCCAAAGAAAAAGAAAAAGAAGUUUACAUACGAGACGAAAUUCGAGAGACAAAUAGCCGACCGCAAACAAAAGGCCAAAAAGGCAAAAUACAGCAGAUAG